GGGCGCUAGGCAAAAAGCAUGAUCGCGAUGGCUGCUCACAUGUGAAAUGACACAAACACGAAGUUACAAAAAUUAUGAAAUGAAUGCUGGAGCACGGAACCAGUCGGGUAAAAAUGUGCUUUUCUUUAAGGGCAGUAACAAGGCAUUUGUGUAAGAAGUACCGCGCAACCUUGGGACUUUUAUCAACGGACAAGUUGAUGAUCACACCUGCUAUAAUGAGCAGCUCAUCACCUGGCAAUUCAGGAGCUAUAGAGGGCGCCGCAGUUAUUCAACAUCUUCACAGAGAUGGGGACAACACAGUGGCCUACAGGCAAACUGGAGGAAAGUCACCAGGAGUGAUGUUUCUCCCUGGGUUCAUGUCCAACAUGAAUGGAGGCAAGGCUUGUGAAUUGGAGAAGUAUUGUCGGCGGGCGGGAUUGGCCUAUGUCAGGUUUGAUUAUCAAGGCUUGGGGGAUUCACAUGGGCAUCUGCAGCCAGGGAUUAAGGCCUUUGACGUAUGGAAAUCAGACGCACUUGCAGUUCUGGAUCACUUGACAACGGGACCUCAGAUCCUUGUGGGUUCCAGUAUGGGUGGUGCCUUGAUGUUACUCCUUGCCUUAGAGAGGCCCCAUAGGAUAGCAGCACUGAUUGGUGUCGCCACUGCAGUGAACUUCACACAGCCAUUGAGCUAUACCGAAGCAGGGAAAUCAGAGGGCUCAUCCCACCCACCAGCAGAGGAAUUGAAGUAUGUGACACCACGCGAUUUUGUAGACAAGAGCUAUCAGCGAUGCUUAAUGAACGACCCCAUAGAGAUCAGCUGCCCAAUCAGAUUGCUCCACGGAAUGAGGGACGACACCGUGCCACACCAGACAUCGUUAGAUGUCGCGCAGAGAGUAGCUAGCAAAGACGUGGAGGUGAUAUUGAGAAAAGACGGCGACCAUCGCAUGUCGCAAGAGAGGGACUUGCAGUUGCUGACGAGAACCCUGGAAUCACUUGUUAAAAACAUAGAGACUGAUUGUUACAGUGGUGAAAGUAAACUUUAGUUUCCAGUGGGCACAAUUGCAAGAAUGGCUGUGAGGGUGCCAGGUUUAAAGGGAAUGUACAACAUUUGCUUUUGCUGCAAUUUUCAGAAAUAAAUGGAUUUGGAGGAUUAGUAUGUUAUAGAAAAUAUUGUAAAACUGACUUAAUUCACGUUUUGGACUUGUAGAUGCUGGAAAAACCAAGAAAACCUGUCAUAUUCUUGUAGUCUGGUUCCCUGACCCCACUUUAGAUGAAACGGAGCAAUUAAUACACUUUAGGGAAUUGUAAGG
Molecule: messenger RNA, 1289 nt
Organism: Patiria miniata (bat star)
Lineage: Eukaryota; Metazoa; Echinodermata; Asteroidea; Valvatida; Asterinidae
Gene: abhd10
Product: palmitoyl-protein thioesterase ABHD10, mitochondrial-like
Exons: 6
Coding region: 84-1022 (312 amino acids)
Biological process (GO): protein depalmitoylation
Cellular component (GO): mitochondrion
Molecular function (GO): hydrolase activity, hydrolyzing O-glycosyl compounds; palmitoyl-(protein) hydrolase activity
Source: RefSeq, a predicted model, not a curated record